Molecule: messenger RNA, 2685 nt
Organism: Astrephomene gubernaculifera
Lineage: Eukaryota; Viridiplantae; Chlorophyta; Chlorophyceae; Chlamydomonadales; Astrephomenaceae
Source: the annotation of a GenBank genome assembly
GCUAUAAACGGAAAACGUGUGUAACUUUAAGGCGCUACGAUAACCUGCGGACUAAUGCCUGUCGCUUACCCAAAGAGACAUGGCUUAUGAACACGACGGCGAUAAUGCCUGGGAUGACGAAAAUGAAGACGAAGAGGAUGAGCCCAAGCAACGGCCGGAGUCGCUUAAAGAAAAUCUUAUCUUUCUCAUUGACGCUCAGGGAGACAUGUUUGAAGAAAUUGAGUUGUACAACCAGACCACGACAUCCUUCGAAGCUGCUCGGCGGGCAGUUGUGGAGCUGAUAAAGCUGAAAGCUAUCCAACACCCCGACGAUCAAGUGGCCGUCAUCUUGUACAACACGAAGGAGAAGGACAAGCCGGCUGCUGCUGCUGACGCUGCUGACAGCGCUGGAGGCGGCGGUGUUGGCAGCGGCAGCAGCAGCACCUACCUGGCAUCCUUCGAGGGAGUGCGCACGCUGCUGGACCUGCAGCCCCCCUCCGUGGAGGCGGUCAAGACAGUGCGGGACCUGUCAGUCGCCUCCUUCCAAGCCCGCAUCGGCUCCCUGCCCAACCGGAGGGACGCGGCACUAGCGGACGCCUUGUUCCGGGUGCAGCACUGCCUGACGGGCGGGGGAGGGGGAGGCAAGGGAAGCACUGCAGACAGGUGGUACAACACAGUGGUGGUUUUCACCAACGACCCGGACCCCUGCGGCACGGGGCCGGCGGCGCGAGACAUGAUUGACAACCUGGGCAGCCGAGUGGAGGCGUUGCAGGGGUACGGAGUACGACUGCGGUUGUUCCCGCUCGCAGCUGCCGUACGGCCCUUCGAGUCGGGGCGGCUGUGGCAGGGGUUGCUGAGAAGCUUACGCGGGGCGGCAGGAGGAGAGGGUGGAGGAGAGGGGGAGAGCGGGGGAGGCGAGGAGGGCGGCGAGGCGGAGGAUGACGAGAGUUUGUUGAGGGAGCUGGCCUCCGACCCCUCCACCCGCCCCGACCCCUCCUCCGCCAUCACCUCCCUCUUCGACUCCUUCAAACGCCGCCUCAGCCGCAAACGCACUGUCAUGCGGCUGAGGUGGGAGAUCAGCGAGCAGCUGGGCAUACCGCUCAAGGGCUAUCUGCUUAUAUCGGACGAGGCUAAGGCUGCCAAGAAGACCAUUCCCCUCAACCCAACCACCAACCAACCGCUCAAGACCGUGACCACCCUGGUGUCCACCUCGGACGGGCGAGUGGUGGAGCGCGAAGAGGUGGGGCGCCGCAAGGCAUUCAGACUCAAAACGGGCAACACUGAGAGGAUGCCCGAGGUCCUGCUGCCUGCCUCCGAGGCCGCCCAAUCCGGCCCCGUCCCCCUCUGCCCGCCCGGACUGCGCCUGCUGGGCUUCAAGCCGCUGGGCCCCCCCGGCUGCUGCCUGCGCCGCUGGCACCAGCUGCGGCCGCCGCUGUUCCUGCGGCCGGACGAGGGCGCGGCGGAGGGCGCCACGGCGGCCUUCAUCGCGCUGUGGAGGGCGAUGCUGGCGGAGGAGAGGUUCGCGGUGUGCAGCUACAAGCGCGCCAACACGGUCCCCCAGCUGGUCGCCCUGGUGCCGGUGGAUGAGGCGGUGGAUGUGUACGGCAUGCAAACCCAACCCCCCGGACUGCACAUGAUCUACCUGCCGUACUUGGACGAUGUACGCCAACCCGAGACAGUUACCGGCCUGCCUCGUCAGCAACCAACCGACGAGCAACUGUCAGCCGCCGCGCAGUUCGUUAGCGCACUCAGUUUGGAAGCCGUUGAGCCGUUCGAUCUGACACAGAUCGCCAAUCCUUGGCUGCAACGACAUUACCAGAUCCUGGAGGCCAUCGCGCUGUCCGAGGAGAUUCCCCCCUGGCAUGCGGCCUCCGACGACCCCACCCGACCCAACCCGCAGCUCUUCACGCAGCCGGAGGCGCUGGGGGCGGCGGAGGCCUUCCGCGCCGCUUUCCCUCAGGGCGGCGGCGGUCGGGGCUCUGCUAAACGCAAGGCCGAGGGGGAGGCGGGCGGCAGGAGUUCGACUGGCCCUCGCUCGCCUCCAGCGGCGGCCUGAGCAAGCUCACGAAGGACGACCUCACUGUCUACCUCAAGCGGCACAAGCUCAAGGUGACCGGCAAGAAGGAUGAGUUGGUGGCUCGGAUAAAGGAACACAUGCAGGGAAGCUAAGAAGACGAUCUAGGGAUUAUCGGGGAGGGGAAGGUGACCCAUGGGUCGGACUUGGCGGCGAGGAGGACGACUCGGCGUGGUGGUCGUUUCUGCAGUGGAGGUCUAGGGUGCUGAGGGUAUGCAGCUACACGGGGCAUGGUUGUGUGUUUUUAAAGUAACUGGCUGCGAGGCGAAACGUACGUAUGGUUGUGUGUGUGUGUGUGUUUGUAGGGAGAGGAAGGGAGGAGGGGCGCUUGCGUGCAGGAGUGCUUGGGGGGGAAGUGGAAUUUGAAUUAGGUGGAGUAAGGGGAGCCGUCCCCCUGUUUCUUGGUUGAAUUAGUUGCAUGUUGUUCCCAAUGUCGGUGUAGGCGUCCUUGUCGUACCGUAUAACCAUACUUUCUUGAAGAAGUGAAGCGUCAUUAGGGUCAAGGGGGGAAUCGUCGUAAGUGGUGCAGCAAAACAUCACUCAAAUCUCAUGCAUGGCGGGCAAUACAGUAUACAUACCGGUGCUGUAGAUGUCUACUCUUCUGAACAUGUCGCGUUAUGAAGAAGAAUGCA